Molecule: messenger RNA, 2239 nt
Organism: Meriones unguiculatus (Mongolian gerbil)
Lineage: Eukaryota; Metazoa; Chordata; Mammalia; Rodentia; Muridae
Product: fatty acid desaturase 2-like protein FADS2B
Exons: 12
Coding region: 259-1722 (487 amino acids)
Biological process (GO): lipid metabolic process
Cellular component (GO): membrane
Molecular function (GO): oxidoreductase activity, acting on paired donors, with oxidation of a pair of donors resulting in the reduction of molecular oxygen to two molecules of water
Source: RefSeq, a predicted model, not a curated record
UCAGAGAGCAGCCAGAGAGGAGAGAGGUGAAUAGAGGAAGGCAGUCUAGCUGUCCUAGGUGCAGAAAAGGUCAACUACAGAUCAAAACAGGGCCAGGCUAGGCAGGUGCCCACUGCCAGCCUGUGAAGAAGCCAAGAGAUUGUGAGACUGUCAAGGACUUCAGUGGAAUGAAGGAGGAGGAAAGGAGUCAUUGUAUGGCCCAGUUAGUGAACUAGGAAAUUCAGACUCAACCUAGACAGUCUCAGGGAUUCAGGGACCAUGAGGCUGGAGGAAAAGCUGGAACACAGUGAGAGCCUUGUUGGAAAGAGUCGGCCAUGUCUCCAUGACACACACCAGGCCAACGGAAAAGCAAUAGCAAAUGGGAAACUGAGAGCAAAUGGGAAAGCAGAGAUCCAUGAAAAGCAGGAGGCAAACGGCAAGGGCGACAGGCUCAGGAGAUGUCUCAACCUGUACACCUGGCAGGAGAUCCAGAGACACAAUCAGGAGGCCGACCAGUGGCUGGUGAUUGAUCGCAAGGUUUACAAUGUGACUGACUGGGCCGGCAAGCAUCCAGGUGGGCAUCGGGUCCUCAACCACUAUGCUGGGGAAGAUGCCACGGAUGCCUUCAGGGCCAUGCACCUGGAUCUGAGCAUUGUGCAGCGGUACCUUAAGCCACUGCUCAUUGGAGAACUUUCUCCAGAAGAGCCCAGCCAGGAGAAAAACAAAAAUCCACAGCUGGUAGAAGAUUUCCGUGAAUUGCGCAAGACAUUAGAGGCCAUGAACAUGUUCAGUGCCAACCUAGGAUUCUUCUUUCUCCACCUUGCCCAGAUCUUGAUUUUGGAAGUCUUAGCAUGGCUAAUACUACGUCAUUUUGGCAAUGGCUGGACUGUUACAAUACUCAUUUCCUUUAUUCUCACAGUUUCUCAGGCUCAAAGCUCAUUUUUACAACAUGACAUAGGACACCUUUCCAUGUUUAAGAAGUCUAAGUGGAAUCACCUGAUGCACAAAUUUGUAAUGUGUCAUCUCAAGGGCCUGUCUGUUGGCUGGUGGAAUUAUCGACACUUCCAACAUCAUGUAAAACCAAAUAUCUACCCCAAGGAUCCAGACAUUGAUGUGGGACCCCUUUUCCUGCUUGGAGAUACUCAGCCUAUCAAGUAUGGCAAGAAGAAAAUAAAAUACAUUGAUUAUGAGAAGCAGCACCUAUACUUCUACAUGGUUGCACUUCCUCUACUGAUGCCCGUCUACUUCAAUUUCCAAUCCAUGCAAGUGAUGUACCUUCGAAAGUACUGGGCGGACAUUGCUUGGGUUAGCAGCUUUUACAUUCGAUAUUUCGUCACAUUUGGCCCUUUCUAUGGAAUUUUUGGAACGGUGUUGCUCAUAUAUUUGGUCAAGCUUAUUGAGAGCCCCUGGAUUGCCUACGUUACCCAGAUGAGCCACAUCCCAAUGAAAAUGAGCAGAGAAGAGAACCUUGACUGGCUCAGCACUCAGAUUGUGGCCACCUGUAAUAUUGAACAGUCCUUUUUCAAUGACUGGUUCACUGGACAUUUGAACUUCCAAAUUGAACACCAUCUCUUCCCCACAAUGCCACGCCAUAAUUACCACAAAGUGGCCCCAAUGGUGAAGUCUCUGUGUGACAAGCAUGGACUGCAGUAUAUAAAUAAGCCCAUAUUGAAGGCAUUUGGAGAUAUUGUCAGGUCUUUGAAGAAGUCUGCUGCCCUCUGGAUGGAUGCUUACUAUGAAUGAUGCAGAACUUUGCACUUAUUGGUAUCUCUGAAAGGGGUGGUGGCUGUGCAAGAGCUCUUCUCUGAUUUACUAAAAAUUAACCAGCAACAUUGGCAUACGUGAGUGUGCCAGGAAUGUGAAUCCCAAGGACACUUUUUACCCUCUCCCUGAAGGUAUUAUCUGGAACUGAAAGGAAGAAGAAAAACAAGGUGACUUUGGUCCGAAUAACAAAAGGGAAAUGGUAGCUCACCGUUUCUACUUUUUCAUUAGGGUUUUGGACUUAGUUCCAAUAGACCUCAUUGAGAUUGUUUCUAUGAGGGGCAUAAGAUGAUGUGGACAUAAGCAAAAAUGUAAAAAGUAAAGAUGUCUAACAGAGCCCACUAAAAGUCAGUGUAAUUAUUCUUAGGAGAAAAUUGUUUAUUUAAGACAUCAGUGGUGAAAUACAAAUUUUUUGUUUAUUUCCUUUCAAGUAGGUUAACUUUUUCAAAAAUUGAUUAUAAUUAACAUUAAAAUACCUUCACAAGUUUGGACUCUAGGU